AUGUUUGAAUCACCAUCAUUCAUUCAGGUUCUUGACCGCUUCAAAGACAUCAAGUUUACGGCGGAAUAUAAAUACGAUGGUGAAAGAGCCCAGGUGCAUUUGUGGACGACAGAAAAGGGCAAGAUAGAGAUAAGAGUUUACAGUAGGAAUAGUGAGGACCUCACUGAGAAAUACCCCGAUGUCAUUGAUGCUAUACAGGAGAUGAUGAAUAUGCUUGACAAG
Perkinsus marinus ATCC 50983 is the source of this 222-nucleotide messenger RNA. Its product is annotated as dna ligase i, putative. Gene Ontology annotation, biological process: DNA recombination; DNA repair; lagging strand elongation. Lineage: Eukaryota; Perkinsozoa; Perkinsida; Perkinsidae. Gene Ontology annotation, cellular component: nucleus; mitochondrion. The record is from RefSeq and is a predicted model, not a curated record. The transcript is spliced from 3 exons. The annotation marks the transcript as partial. Gene Ontology annotation, molecular function: ATP binding; DNA ligase (ATP) activity.